Salarias fasciatus (jewelled blenny) is the source of this 2614-nucleotide messenger RNA. It is a transcript of the gene cald1b, whose product is annotated as caldesmon 1b. NCBI's taxonomy places the organism in Eukaryota, Metazoa, Chordata, Actinopteri, Blenniiformes, Blenniidae. The transcript is spliced from 17 exons. The record is from RefSeq and is a predicted model, not a curated record. Gene Ontology annotation, molecular function: actin binding; myosin binding. Gene Ontology annotation, biological process: actin filament bundle assembly; angiogenesis. Bases 223 to 2172 code for a protein of 649 amino acids. Gene Ontology annotation, cellular component: actin cytoskeleton.
CAGGCAUUUACACCAUCUGAAGUCAAACUGUGAACAAUCACACACACACACACAUUGGCUCUGUGUGUACAUCACUAAUUCACAGCCUGAGCAGGCGGGGCCGUGCACACUGCCGGUUGCACUUAUAAACCUCGGGGUGCUCUGUGCAUGCUGAUUUCCAGCAGGAACUCUCAAUCCAGUCUGCAGAUCCUGUGAGACGGCGAGGAGAAUCUUUCGGUCACCAUGGAUGAUGACUUUGACCGCCGCAUGGAGCUGAGGAGGCAGAGGAGGGAGCAGAUGCGCCAGGAGGUUGACAAGGUUGGUUUUACCAAUGAUGAUGAUGAGGACGAAGCACGAGAGCGAAGAAGACGUGCAAGGGAAGAGAGGAAGAAGAUGAGAGACGGGGAGGAGUCUGGGACGGCGGAUGUGAUCAGUACUAACAGUGUGAUGGAGGCCGAGUCCUCCCCGGCCAGCGCCGGGGGGGCGGACGACGACCAGGUCCUGCUGGACCGCCUGGCCAAGCGGGAGGAGCGGCGGCAGCAGAGGAUGAAGGAGGCGCUGGAGAGGCAGAAGGAGCUGGACCCCACCAUCGGCACCACCAACGGCACGGACAGCCCGGCCGAGGAACCGUCUGCAGACGGCGGCAGGCAGCAAGACGCCGAGGACAAGGAGGAGGAGAAGAAGGAGGAGGAGGAGAAGAAGGAGGAGGAGGAGGAGCAGAAACCGGAGAAGGAGGAGGAAAAACCAGAGAAGGAGGAGGCAGCUGACACCAACUCCUGGAGGAAGGAGGAAGAAGACAAGGAGGAGCAGAAGGAGGAGGCGGAGGAGAACGCCGCAGCCACAGAGGAGGAGGAGGAGGAGGCCGAGGAGGCCAGCGCAGGAGAGGAAGAGGCCGGAGAGGAAGAGGAGGAAGGAGCUGCACCGGAUGCUGACAACGAGGAAGAAGAGAGAAAGAGGAAAGAAGAGGAGGAGAGACAACAGAGAGAAGCAGAGGAAAAGCAGAGGAUAGAGGAGGAACAGCAGAGGCAGCAACGAGAAGCGGAGGAGAAUCUGAAGAAGGAGGAGGAGGAGGAGAGGAAAAAGAGGGAGGAAGAAGAGCAGCAUCAAAAUGAGGAAGAGGAGAAGCUGAAGAAAAGAGAGCAGGAGGAGAAGAAGAAGAGAGAAGAGGAGGAAAAGCUGAAGAGAUCUGGGUUUAAAGACAAGCAUGAGGCACCCAAACAGCCUGGAGGUGUCGCUGAAAACAGAUUCAAGAAGACAGAAAAGACAUCAAGAGACAGCGCUCCCUCGAGCAAGGCGGACGACGUGGAGCGCCAGGAGGCCGAGCGAAAGCUGCAGGAGCUGAAGAAGCGGCGGAACGACGCGGAGAGCGAGGAGAUGGAGAAGAUGAAGCAGAAGCAGCAGGGCGAGCAGGCUGAGCUGGAGGAGCUGAAGAAGAAGAGGGAGGAGAGGAGGAAGAUCCUGGAGGAGGAGGAGAGGCAGAAGAAACAGGAGCUGGAGGAGAAGAAGGCCAAGGAGCAGGAGGAGAGAAAGAGGAUGAAGGAGGAGAUUGAAAAAAGGAGGGCAGAGGCAGCAGAGAAGAAAAAACACCUGGAGGGAGAGUCUCCAAAACCUGCGUUUGCAAUCGGUGCCAAAGGCUCAUCGAAGAUCGGGGAGAAGGCAGAAUUCCUGAGCAAAUCAGCCCAGAAACACACCGGAGCGAGAGCGUCUCACACCCCAAUAGUCUCCAGGGUUGGCAACAGACUGGAACAGUUCAAUUCUGCUGUCCAGGGAAACAAAGAUGUAAAAUCCCCCAAGUCUCCAGUGGCAGAUAUUCCUACUGGAGGCACAAAGAGCAUCAAGAACAUGUGGGAGAAAGGCAACGUCAGCAACUCCUCUGAAAGUCCAACUCCAGCUCCAGCUCCAGCCAACAAGGAAGUGGCUGGUGUCAGAGGAGGCGUGUCCGGCCGCUGGUCAGCAAAGCCUGCUGAGCCAGAGAAGGCAGCGGCUCCUGCUCCUGCCCCGGCGGCGGCGGCGGCGGCGGCCUCGCCAGCAACAAAAGCAGCAGGCGCAGCAGCAGCAAAGCCAACAGAGGUGAAACCAGCUGAAGUGGGGAACAAGCGCAGCCUGUGGGAAACCAAGAAGACUUCCACGCCUGGAAAGUUGUCGAUUGGAGCCAGGAGCAAGUUUCUUACCAACGCAGGCGUGAAGCCCUGAACACUGACAUCCCCCAUAAAUCAAGGCUUACAUGAACCAGCACAGCUUCUGGAAGCACAUCCACCGCCACCAACACCACCACCACCAACACCACCACCACCACCACCAUCAGCAGCAGCAGCAGCAUACCGGACAUUUCCAUGAGAUUCAAGGAGCCACGACAGCAAUAAGAAGCCUCCAGCUGCAGUUCGUCUUCCGGCGCCAUUUCCCUGAAAAUGGAGGGAUAUCAGUGUGUUUUCAUUUUGACUGGACAAACUUUUUACCUGACGGGAAUAAGAAGAAUGCACCUCAUGCUCAAUGCCCAAAUCUUUGCUUUUCAUUUCUAAAGUUUAAACAGCAGCCUGUAAAAGUGUCUUUUUGUCUCAAAUGACAACUUACGGGCAUUUUGUGUUCUGUGCAGGACGACAGAGUUUAAAACGAUUAAAAUGAAAACUGUCACUGA